Molecule: messenger RNA, 1983 nt
Organism: Musa acuminata subsp. malaccensis (wild Malaysian banana)
Lineage: Eukaryota; Viridiplantae; Streptophyta; Magnoliopsida; Zingiberales; Musaceae
Source: RefSeq, a predicted model, not a curated record
UCUCUCUCUCUCCUCGACUCGCCUCCGCCCCUGUCAUUCUCCCGUCUCCUCCACGAGGAUACUAACUGAAACCCGGCCCUUCUCCCCCCCCCCUCUUCUAGCGGGUGGGGGUCCGAAGCAUCGAAGCUGGCCAGCGGGCACAUGGACGGCGGUGGCAACUCGCUGCCCUCGGUCGCGGGGGCGGCCGCGACGAAGCGGAGGGUGUGCUACUUCUACGACUCGGAGGUGGGCAACUACUACUACGGGCAGGGUCACCCGAUGAAGCCCCACCGGAUCCGGAUGACCCAUGCCCUCCUCGAGCGCUACGGCCUCCUCGGGGGCAUGCGGGUCCUCCGCCCCUCCCCUGCUGACGACCGCAUCCUCCGUCGCUUCCACGCCGACGACUACGUCGCCUUCCUCCGCUCCGCCAACCCUGAGGCCCUGAGCGACCCCGGCGCCCUCCGCCGCUUCAACGUCUGCGACGACUGCCCGGUCUUCGACCGCCUGUACGAGUUCUGCCAGGUCUACGCUGGCGCCUCCGUAGGCGCCGCCAAGGAGCUCAACCGCGGCCACGCCGACAUCGCCAUCAACUGGUCCGGUGGCCUCCACCACGCCAAGCGCUGCGAGGCUUCCGGCUUCUGCUAUGUUAACGAUAUCGUCCUCGCCAUCCUCACUCUCCUCGAGCACCACGACCGUGUUCUCUAUGUAGACAUUGAUAUUCACCAUGGAGAUGGGGUAGAGGAGGCCUUUUACACAACAGAUAGAGUAAUGACGGUCUCAUUCCAUAAAUUUGGUGAUUAUUUUCCUGGGACUGGGGAUAUACGUGAUAUUGGAUAUGGUAAAGGAAAAUAUUAUGCAUUAAAUGUCCCUUUGGAUGAUGGAAUUGAUGAUGAAAGCUACCAUUAUCUUUUCAAACCUAUCAUGGCAAAGGUCAUGGAAGUUUUCAGGCCUGAUGCUGUGGUACUUCAGUGUGGUGCUGACUCCUUAUCUGGAGACAGGUUGGGUUGUUUCAACCUUUCUGUCAGAGGCCAUGGAGAGUGUGUAAGAUAUAUGAGAUCUUUUAAUGUGCCACUGAUGCUGCUUGGUGGCGGUGGGUAUACAAUACGUAAUGUUGCUCGCUGCUGGUGCUACGAGACAGGAGUUGCCCUUGGUGUUGAAGUGGAGGAUAAGGUGCCUGAUCAUGAAUACAUUGGGUAUUUCGCCCCAGACUAUAAUAUCCAUGUUGCAACAAGUAACAUGGAAAACAAGAAUUCACGCAAGUCGUUGGAUGACAUAAAGGUAAAACUACUAGAAUAUCUUUCAAAGCUCCAACAUGUUCCAGGUGUUCAGUUUCAGGAACGACCGACUGAUAUGGAUCUCGAGGAGGAAAAUGAGGACCAGGAGGAUACAAAUGAAAAAAAUGAUCAUAACUCUGACAGGGAUGAAAGGCCCGAAUCUUGAGAGAUCCCAUGGUAAUCAUCUUCUUUAUGGCAAUAGGAUCAUUUUCAGUCGAAGAUGACCUCCAAAUAACAUUCAGAAUUCAGUAGUUGCAGCUUAACAUUGUAAAUGUAAGAGCUUUUGUGCAGUCUUGAAAUUUGGAAGUUACUAGAACAAUAGGCUUGCAUCAUGACAAUCUUUCUUUCUUCUCUUCAAGGGAUGUGGAAUUGAGAAUCAGUAAUUCAGUUUUAACCUCUAUGUAUUUAGAACAUUCGGACAUACAGAUGAAGACCUUUUUAAUGAUGGAAGUAUCUGUUUGAGCCAUCGGAGCUUUUCUUUGUCUCCUGAUUCGUGUUGCGAAAAGGUACCCUGUUAAAACGUCGGUGCAUUCUUUUGAUUUGAAGGCUUUACCCGUGAAGUCUUAGUUUAAAGCAGUAGUCGUAUGCUUGAAUGAACUGUUGUAAUUCGUGGAUUACAAAUUUUUUUUUGUUUCCCUGACAUUUUGCUGCAAACAUGCUGUGUAAAUUGCAUUAUCAUUAAAACUUUAUGAUCAUUAUUAUGGUUAUGAUUGCAAAUGUAAAUUUCUUA